Molecule: messenger RNA, 1810 nt
Organism: Exophiala oligosperma
Lineage: Eukaryota; Fungi; Ascomycota; Eurotiomycetes; Chaetothyriales; Herpotrichiellaceae
Exons: 1
Coding region: 138-1094 (318 amino acids)
Molecular function (GO): nickel cation binding
Source: RefSeq, a predicted model, not a curated record
CCUGACAACGGACACAAUCUCCCAGGCUUGAGAUUGGUAAUAGACAGGAUCGCUGUUCGACCACUGACCUCGGAAAACAGCUACGAAAUGCAAGAUCGACCUUGUUGACAAGUGCUCCCUGCACUCGAGCGCAAGGUAUGUCGCUCCCACAAUCACCAUUCGCGCCAUCCACCUCUGUCGCUGGAGCUGGAGAAAUUGUGCUUUCGUUAUUGCCUCCCGGCAAACAGGCACUACAAGUUUUCAAAUAUCAAUACCCUCUAAAGCUUAUCGCUCCUGAACCACAUAGCUCGAGCGAUGAUAAGCACGUGACAAUUGCCUUUCUUCUCACCUACGGAGGAGGAUUGGUGGGAGGGGAUCAGGUCAACCUAAAGAUCGAGCUACAAGAAACUACGCGCCUUAUACUACUUACUCAGGGCAGUACUAAGCUGUUCAAAGCUCCGAAUAAGUCAGUGGUCAGUAAACAGACCUUAGAUGUGAAGAUAGGGCACGGAGCCGCCCUGUGUUAUUUGCCCGACCCAACCCAGCCGUUCGCAGAAAGUGUCUAUGAGCAGAAACAGACAUUCUAUGUUGCGCCUGAAGGGACUAGUAACCUGCUUAUGCUUGACUGGGUCAGCGAAGGCCGACGAGCACUUGGGGAGAGCUGGACACUGUGGAGCUGGAAAGGCAGAAAUGAAGUGAGAGAGUUUGAUCGACAGUCGAAAGGACGACUUUUGCUUCGAGAUGCUGUCAUGCUUCAUGAGGACGGUCUUGGAGGUGUGGGCUUGGUGGACAAGGCAGACAACAUGGCCAUAUUCGGCACUCUCAUUGUAUAUGGAACACUUUUUGGGAAACUUGCUGAAUUUCUCAUGAAUGAGUUCGCUAACCAGCCUCGGAUCGGAGCCAAGAACUGGACACAAGAACCUCUGACCCAUACUGACCAAGCACACCAAGCAGAAGGUCUUCUUUGGACCGUAGCCAGGGUGCGCGGUUUCGUCCUGGUCAAAUUCGGUGCCAAAGAUCUCGAUGGUGCAAGGCACUGGCUAGGAGACCUGCUCAAACGAGAAGGCACGGUUGAGCAAUUAUUUGGGCAUCAGGCGCUCAUGUGUCUGAGAUGAUAGUUGGUCAUACCCAACACUGUUACAAUGCCAGCUAUUCACGGGGUCCAGCAUGAGGGCAACAUCAUUUCCCUAGCGUCAGGAAGAGGCGGUCUCCGAUGUCUCCCAAACCAGGCUUGAUCAUGCCUUUGUCGGUUAAGCCUUCAUCUAGGCCUCCUACCCAGAUCUCGGUUCCUUCCGGCCAUUCUGCUGCUGCGCUGGUCACACCAGGAAUUGCACCUAGCACACUCAACACUAUUACUUUUUCGACUCCCCAUUCUUUCAGUGACUGAAUAGCAGCAAUGCAAGUCUGGCCUGUUGCAAUGAUCGGAUCCACGAUUAUGGCCAGUUUGGCAACUUUCGCUUGGGAUUGGGGCAGGUUGUUAUAGUACUCGACUGGCUGCAAGGUCAACUUUUCGCGGAAGAGACCGAGAUGGUGUACAGACACUGGGGCAGGAAGGAUGGUUUGAACGGCUUAUCAAGGUCAGUCAUGCAGUACGAUAUCGAUAUGUGGCUACUUGCCUUCGACCAUGCCCAAACCACUCCGAAGAAUCGGCACAAGGGUGAUCUUGCUACAGUCUAUAGUUUCGAAAGUAUAUUCAUAUCCAAUGGGUGUCUCAUCCUAUAUCACUCAAAGAUCAGCCUGCGCCACCAGGGCCUCCGUAAAUGGACACACCUUGCCAGCUUCCUCGAGAUGCAGGUAUGAUAAAGCAUCGGUGCCCAACAGCAAAGCUAUC